AUGGAGCCGGCGGCACCAGCAGAGGCAGCGCUUCCGCCAGAGCUGCCGGGCGCAGUGGCUGCGGAGGGGCUACCGUGGGCGCUGGGCGUGCAGGCGAACGGGGUGGUGAAGGUGCACUUUGAGCGCGAGUGGCUCUCCCGCUCGCCCGCCGAUCGGGAGGUGGCUGCCGCCGUCGAGCACGCCUUCCGCGGCACCUGCGCCUUCGACAUCCCUCCCGACUACCAGUUGAGCAUAGCGCCGGUGAAUCCGUUCGCGGAGGCGGGCCUCCGGUCGGACUCGCUGCGGCAGUUCAUCCAGCAGCGCGGCUUCUUCAUGAUCCACGUCAAGCGCGGGGCCGAUCCCCUCUUCGUGUCCGCACAAGACCACGCGCUGAUCGCCCGGGAGGACGGGGGCGUAGACUACCGACGGAUGGAGGAGCUCAUGCAGGAGCUCGAGGAGGAGAAGCGGGCGCGGCGCAAGCUCGAGUGGGAGCUGGUCGAGGAGACUGAGGCCCGGACCGAGCAGGAGCGGCAGCUCAAGGCCGAACGCGCCCACAACAACCUCCUUCGCCAGCGGAUAGCGGAGCUGGAGGAGCAGAUGGGAGCGGCGUUGCGCGGGGCGCGCCAGGCCGUGGGCGCGCUCGAGGAGGGCCUCGCCAUCUCCGCCACGAGCCUUGCCUGGUCCUCCUCCUCUUCAUCGUCGUCAUCGACGUCGUCUGGCGGCAAGGGCGGCGGCCAUCGGGGCGGGCGAAAGGGUGGCCACAAGUGA
Messenger RNA from Acanthamoeba castellanii str. Neff, 747 nucleotides. RefSeq lists its product as uncharacterized. Bases 1 to 747 code for a protein of 248 amino acids. The record is from RefSeq and is a predicted model, not a curated record. Lineage: Eukaryota; Discosea; Longamoebia; Acanthamoebidae. The transcript is spliced from 5 exons.